Phacochoerus africanus (Common warthog) is the source of this 3126-nucleotide messenger RNA. RefSeq names its product tumor protein p53 inducible protein 11 (gene TP53I11). NCBI's taxonomy places the organism in Eukaryota, Metazoa, Chordata, Mammalia, Artiodactyla, Suidae. The transcript has 8 exons. The record is from RefSeq and is a predicted model, not a curated record. The coding region runs from base 265 to 834 and encodes 189 amino acids.
CGGGCAAACCCCGGCCGCGCAGGGCGCCGCGCGCAGUCCAGCCCACCCUGCCCUGCCCCGCGCUGGCGGCGCGAUGUGAGGCGCCCGAGGGCCCGAGCGUUCCCCUGGCACGCCAGCUCCGCGCAGCGCCGGCGCCAGCGGCGCUAGGAACGUUUUGUGCUGGCUGAAGGCGAGGACAGCCACUCAACUCACUUCAGCGUCACUCACCGUCACCCAGCCUAGUGCCCAGCCCACACCUCCCGCAGAGGCCGGGCUCAGGACGAGAUGGCAGCCAAGCAGCCCCCGCCCCUCAUGAAGAAGCACAGCCAGACUGACCUUGUGAGCCGCCUGAAGACCCGCAAGAUCCUCGGCGUGGGCGGGGAGGACGACGACGGGGAGGUCCACCGCUCCAAGAUCAGCCAGGUCCUGGGCAAUGAAAUCAAGUUUGCGGUUCGGGAGCCUUUGGGGCUCAGGGUCUGGCAGUUUGUUUCUGCUGUGCUCUUCUCCAGUAUUGCCAUCAUGGCCCUCGCCUUUCCUGACCGGCUCUACCAUGCAGUCUUUGAUGCAGCCCAUGUGACCAGCAAGACCCCCAUCCGCCUCUAUGGAGGCGCCCUGCUCAGCAUCUCCCUGAUCAUGUGGAACGCUUUCUACACGGCUGAGAAGGUCAUCAUCCGGUGGACUCUGCUCACCGAAGCCUGCUACUUCGGGGUCCAGUUUUUGGUGGUCACUGCCACGCUACCCGAGACGGGCCUCGUGUCCCUGGGGAUCCUGCUGCUCCUGGCCAGCCCCCUCGUUUUUGUCGCCAUCAGCGUUUACUACUAUUACCAAGUCGGCCGAAAACCCAAGAAAGUGUAGCCUCCGGCGGGGCCAGGGGUGCCUCUGGGGCAGGGAGGCCUGGAGGCCUCGGUUUCCCGUUGGUUCCGGGAGGCAGGAAGGGCCUGGCAGGUGGGGGUGGCCACCUUGCUCUCCUCCUGGGCACCCCCCGAAUGCUGUGAUCACCCGGGCCCUCAGGUCUGGGGAGGGCUGGGGCCUCUGCACCCCGCCCUCCCCCCCCCAAGUCCUGCCUCCUUUUCUUGGGUCUCUGGGCCUCUGGAUCCCCCGGGCAGACACCCACGGAAGAGCCUAAGUCACGGGGCAGGAUACCCUUCUUUCUAGAAGAGGCAGUGGACUGCCACCUGCCGCCCCCCCCCCCGCCCCCCCGCCCCCGCCAAUCUAAUGCCCAAGCAGCUGAAUGUGGCUUCUGUCCAUUGCUGGAAAACCUGAGAACUUGACCCCAGGCUCCUACCCUUCAGUGCGGGCCCUCUCCACAUGGAGGGGCCCCUCUGCCCCCUAAACAGCCCAACUGCAGGCUGGCAGGCAGGCUGACCGUCUUAGAGCUGGCAUGUCCCUUUCAGCCUUCUGUGAAGUGGGCUGCAGGCAGCCAGAGCCCUGUCCCCAGCCACAGGCCUGGCCGCCACAGGCUCUUCUAGGACCUAGCUCUUGGCUGCUCUGUCUCCAGUUCCUGGGAGCUCCUGGGCGCCCCCUGCCCCUACCUGGCCUGGGUCCAAGGCUGCCGCAGGCCUCAGCCACAGGCCGGCCGUGACAGGUGGAUGCCCAGGUAACCCCCGAUGGAGGCCACCUGUAUGGGUUGGCAUUUGGGGAAGAGGAAGAAAGAAAAGCACUUCCUUGUCCCUUGGCACGUCCUCCAGGGUCCCCUCAUCCGCCCUGGCCCCAUCCCCAGGGUGCUGCUCUCUGGUCCUCCUCUGAGUGGCCUCUGAGGCCUGGCCAGGCAGCACUGGGUGCCCUUCAAGCUUGGCAGGGGGAAAAAAUAGAAAUAUUUCAGCACGGCGUUCCGCAGUGGCUGGGUGGUUAAGGAUUCCGCGUUGUCACUGCUAUGACUUGGAUGGAGUCUUUGGCCCAGGAACUUCUGGUGGUGGCGGUGGUGUGGCCAAAAAAAAUUCCAGCAGGCCACCUCCUCUCAGGCCCAGCCUGCAUCAGAUGCCCUGGAGGAGGCGGAGCGCUGGUUCCCUCAGAGCCCAAGCCCCCUGCGGGCCCAGCCUGUGUGUCCCCCAGGUGUCCUUUACCCGCGUUCCCUCGGGCACACCAGGGAUGGUGGCCCCGAAGUCCUGGGGACAGAUGUGGAGAGAAGCAGCAGCCCAGGCCCCCGCCCUGCUUCCCAUCUUGGAGAGUGUUUGGGGGUGGGGUGGAGGGUCCAGAGGCGCAGCCCAGCAUGGCUGCUGCCACGUGGGCUUCUGCUGGGAACCCUGCCCUGCCCUGUGUCCAGCUGCCCCUGCGGCCACACACCCAGUGACAUGGCCUCUGCCCAGCAGAUGGUGGCACCACCGCUAACAGUGGAGGAGAGAGGGCCAGGGGGUUGUGUGCCCCAGGCUGUGCUGUUGGAAGCGGGGUGGGGGGGGGGGAAGCAGAAGGGAGCCUGGACCCUUGGGGAGGGCGCUCACUUUCCUGGCCUCCAUCUCGUGCCGCUGAAGCCUGUGUCUCCCCGCAGAAUCCUGCCCCUGCUGCCAAGCCUUUGGGCAGUGGUAGCAGGGGCUGGUGGGUAGUGUCCCCAGGCCAAGGCCAUGUCCCCUCAGCAGACCCAGACUUUCUGAGGCCUGGCUAAUGCGAUGACAUGUGGUGGAUGGUCCGUUCUGAUAACCGCUGGGCGUGAUGGAUAGAUUCCCCUCACCAGGGCAGGAAGAGAGCAGGAGCUUUGCACUGGGCAUCUUCUGGGGCUGAGCCAGCCAAGCUGGGGGGCAGGGGGGCCCUAUCACAGCCUCACCCCACAGGGUGGUGAUGAGGGCCCAUGGGGACAGCGCUGUCCAGGCUCUGGCACAAAGCAGCAUAGUGAGGCCUGGAGGGAGGGGGCCUGGCAGGCAGACUCAGCCUGGGGAGGUGGGGGCACACGGAGGCAGAGUGGUGGCCUGGGAGAAGGCAGAGACAAAGGGACAACCUGACCCACAGCCAGUGACGGAGGCCCGGUGAGGGCUCAGCCGCCCCUCCCCACGGUUCGGGAAGGCCCAGAAUGCCUGUUCCCAGGCUCGCACUUGCCAGGCUCCUGCCCCAGCCCCACCCCCACAUCAAGACCACCUCUCCUCACGAUCACUAUUUAUUCUUUGUUCCUUUUUCUUUUUGUAAGAAACAGUCACAAAAACCAGUGCAAAACCAUCA